Messenger RNA from Lachancea lanzarotensis, 2589 nucleotides. RefSeq names its product LALA0S01e10572g1_1 (gene VAC14). The record is from RefSeq and is a predicted model, not a curated record. Gene Ontology annotation, biological process: positive regulation of kinase activity; phosphatidylinositol biosynthetic process. Lineage: Eukaryota; Fungi; Ascomycota; Saccharomycetes; Saccharomycetales; Saccharomycetaceae. Bases 1 to 2589 code for a protein of 862 amino acids. The transcript has 2 exons. Gene Ontology annotation, cellular component: PAS complex; endosome membrane; fungal-type vacuole membrane.
AUGGACAAAGCUAUUGUAAAGGGCCUUAAUGAUAAAUUGUACGAAAAACGGAAAGCUACGGCGUUGAACUUGGAGAAGUUGGUCAAGGAAUGUUUAGCGGAAGAGGAUUAUGACAGAGUGGACAAUAUUUUGGAUGAAUUGUGUCGUGAUUUUGCGUAUGCGCUGCACCAGCCAAUGGCCAGAAACGCAGGUUUAAUGGGCCUUGCAGCCUGUGCAAUUGCAUUGGGCUCAACCGAGGUAGCACGAUACUUGGACCGUAUUUUACCACCCGUUUUAGCUUGUUUUGGUGACCAAAAUGACCAGGUGCGGUUUUACGCUUGUGAGAGUUUAUAUAACAUCGCGAAGAUCGCAAAAGGCGAGAUUCUGGUGUAUUUCAACGAGAUUUUCGACGUGCUUUGCAAAAUCAGUGCAGACACGGAAACGUCUGUCAGAGGAGCGGCUGAGCUUUUGGACCGUCUUGUCAAGGAUGUUGUGGCGGAAAGAGCCUCGACUUACAUCAGCAUCAUCAACCUUGAUCCCAAAGAUCUUCCACCCUCAACUCGUACAGAUCCUCAGACUGGCGAAGUUUUGCGCGAAGAGUACAAACAAGAACCGGAGCAUGCGUUCUCAUUGCCCAAAUUUAUUCCUCUUUUGACCGAACGGAUAUACGCCAUCAAUCCAGACACACGUAUGUUCCUCGUUUCAUGGCUACAAGUGCUCGAAAAUAUCCCAGACUUGGAACUGAUAUCGUACCUGCCAUCUUUUCUAGGGGGACUUUUCACUUUUCUCGGUGAUUCUCACAAGGACGUUAGAACUGUGACGCAUUCGCUCAUAGAUUUGCUGCUACAUGAAACGCAACGUAUCUCCGAGGUUAAAGCCAUCGUACAAAAAAGAGUAGCCGAUAAGGCACAGCAACGCAUAAAUUCCGAUGAGGCAUCGUCUAUCAAGAAACAAGACGGUACGUUGAUAAGUGAAAGAAAAAAAUCACUGCUUACUGCCUUUGAACAACUGAGUAUGGUAAAAAACCUAAGUCCAAGUAAGAGCAGGGUUUCUUCAAGCAACGAUGAAAACAAAUUUAGCGAAGGUACUGCCGUUAUACAGGGUGAAGAUUGUGAAAAGGCCAUCACCAAUUUCGUAGAAGGAUCGGAGUCUUUGGACCUAGUCAACGGGGACAUUUACUCGCCUGGUGAGGACGUUCACCUAGAUUUCCACAGAAUAAUCGAGAUUUUGAUCAAUACAUUGGGAUCCUCAGAACCGGAGAUUCAAUUGGUGGUCUUGACCUGGAUUGAAACAAUUUUAGACAUAUGCCCUUCGGCCUUUUUGCCCUUUUUGUCGAAGCUGCUUUCAUUACUUUUGAAGAUUUUGAACGACGUUGAACCAAGAGUUAGGCAGUUGGCUCAAAAGGUGAAUGGAAAGCUUAUCGAUCUAACCGCUAAAUUCGAUUACAACGAUGGCCCGGAGGCGAUUAACUACGGUCCUAUUGUCAACACAUUAACCUUACAUUUCUUGGACAGUGAUGUGGUUGCCAAAGUCGCUUGUCUGGAUUGGCUUAUUUUGAUCUAUCAGAAGGUUCCCAAUCAGUUACUUGAGCACAGUGAUACAACCUUUUUUACUUUACUGAAAUCGCUUUCAGAUAGGGACAAUCAGCUGGUAUCCAAAGCGCUGCAUCUGCUCAGUGAUCUCUGUAACAGUUCCAAUGAGGGAUACUUCAGAAAAUUUGUCAAGGAUCUACUUUUACUCUUUAAAAGCGAUAGCAGGCUUCUGAAAACCAGAGCCAACCAUAUCUUCAGGCAGCUCGGUAUAAAACUUUCGGCUGAGAGGGUUUACAAUGUGGUCUCAUCUAUCUUAGAGGAAGAAAACGAUCUUUUAUUUGUUAGAAUGAUGAUUCAAAUCCUGAACACCAAUCUCAUUACAGCACCUGAGCUUGAAAGGCUGCGAAGAAAAUUGAAAGCCGGUACCAAUAAUGAGUUUUUUUCUUCUCUUUUCAAAUGCUGGUCUCAUAACCCCACGUCACUGCUGGCUUUAUGUCUUCUUGCAGGCAAGUAUGAGCUCGCCUAUUAUAUCCUGCAAACUUUUGUCGAGUAUGAGCUGUCCGUGAAUGAUCUUGUUCAAAUCGAUAUACUUGUUCAGUUAUUGGAAUCACCGGUUUUCACCAGUUUGAGGCUACAAUUGCUGGAGCAAGAACGGUAUCCAUACCUUUACAAAUGCUUGUAUGGUAUACUAAUGGUUUUACCUCAAUCGAAGGCAUUCAAAAUACUCAACACUCGGCUUGGUAGUGUCAGUACGUUAGCAGCGCGUAAAAUACCACCCAGUCCAUUCUAUAAGCCAAAGGAUGGAAAUAAUAGUGGCGGCGAGUAUUCGUCCACAGAAUCGGUCAAUUCAACAGCUUCCCUUCAAAAUCAACGAAUCAGGUUUCAAGGCCUACUAGAGCACUUCAAAGCCGUUUGUGAGGCCGAAUUAAGCUUUCCAAAGGACACUGCGGUCGAAGAUUCACGGUUUGCUUUGUGGGACCCUGUCUUGACCCAAGACUCCUUGUCCAUCAAUAACGGUCAGCCGGUGGACGGACCCGAAGACGAAAACGACACAGGAUCUGUUAUACACCGAGGGUAG